Nematocida homosporus is the source of this 1899-nucleotide messenger RNA. RefSeq lists its product as uncharacterized. The coding region runs from base 1 to 1899 and encodes 632 amino acids. The record is from RefSeq and is a predicted model, not a curated record. The transcript has a single exon. Lineage: Eukaryota; Fungi; Microsporidia.
AUGCCUUAUCUCAAAAGUCGAAUUACUCUAGGUAUAAAUGAGAAUUAUCCAUCUACAAUACUUAUGUGGAAGGUUAUUGUUGGGUUAUUGGUGGUGUUGAAUGUUGUUUGUGGGUCGGCUGAAGAUAGUAAGGAUGAGUUGGCUUGUGGAAGUGGGGUUUGUGGUGAGAGAGCCCCGGCGGGUUGGAAAUCGCCAAAGGAUAUAGUUGAUCGAUUGAAAGAGAUUGGGUUUGAGCUCGAUGAGAGUAUACUGAAGGUGUUGGUUAAACCCUAUACUCCAGUGCAGCCAACAGUUUCCGACUCCGAUACUAACCCAUGUCUAAGUUCAAGUGGGUUAGAAGAAAAGACUGGUCUUUCUAUAGUAGAUACUCGGACCAGAUGGAUGAAGUUUAUCAUGCCCAAGUAUUCAAGUGCCAAAGAGGCUAACGCAGACCUUGAAUUUCUAAAUACGAUCGCUGCCAUCAAAGUCUCGGUAGCUUCGAUUAUGUAUACGGAUGCUAGGUUAAAAUGCCGCCAGACGUGCAUCUUAAUUGUAACUCGAAUCAUUAACAUGCUUGAGUGUAAGAAGCUAAAGCUCAAUUUGAAGUGUACCUUAGAGCGCAAUAACCAAAACCAGUCCAUUUAUGAUGCUAGUUUGCGUGAGGCGAAGAGAGUCAUCGGUCUUACUCCUAAAUCACCAUGUGCGCUCGUAGCUUGGGGCAACACUAACCUUUCACAAUGGGGUGCGAAUGCUAUCGCCAUAAAGCAACAGUUUUCAUCUAUCCACUUCCACCCAGUAGAUAACCUUUCCCAUAACCUUGACAAUCUAUGUUUAACGAAAGACUUCAAGGCAACUGUAUCCCUUAGCUCUAAGAAACCUGAGGUUAACCUUCGAUAUCUCUUCUCAAUUCCUACCAAUUGUUCUAAAAUCACAAUUAUGGCCACCUAUAAGCCGUGCCCAUUAAUAGUAGGCCUAGGGGAUUGCACUAAACAGUACAAAGACAUAAAAUUGCUGAUUAGUUGGGACAAUCUUCAACUGCUGGGUCGCACCUCUAAAGAUAAAAUCCAUGCCCACAGUAUUAUGGUCCCAGACGACAAUUGCCUUUAUAAAGAAGGCUCUUCUUGUUCUGAACCACCAAAGAACACUGGGCAUUGUAUCUUUGCUGACAAAAUUGUUGUUCAGAUAAGCCCGGGUUUUCCUUAUGAAUUUAGUAAAUCCACUACCUAUGAUUACAUAAAAGAUAUCUGUGCUAAACAUGGUGUAUUGGUUAAAACAGCGGAGGUCUGCGGUAAAGAUGACCAAGAGGACCUUUCUGAGACUCUAGGCAUACUUGAGAAGCUUGAUGCCUUGCCUAAAUCAGCAACAGAGCCCUACUCUUUUAAUAUCAGUUGUGGUAGAAGACUUAAAAAUGCCGAAUAUAUAACGAUUGAGGAGCCCGUUAACCUUAAGUUUGUAAAUUGGGAUAGUUUUUGUGAUAGUAAUAAGCCAAGAGAUGGUAUGCUUUUUUGCCAGCAUAUACACUACAACGAGAUCAAUAUUGAUGGGAGCGGUGGAAUUGAUUUUAAUCCUUUUCAUCUUCUCACUAACACUCUAUAUCUAUUCCGAGAUAUUACUGCCAAUAAGCUUACAAUCAAAAAUAUUCGUAAGAUCCGUGCGAUCGACAAUUUUCGUUGUGAUGUUAAGGAGGAGAUAACUCGCAAUCCAUUCCGAUGCAAUAUGAGCGUUGAUGUUUUGAUACUGGAUAAUGUUAGUACUGUAAUUGCCUUUUGGAUCUUGGAGAAAUAUGACUUUGUUAAACCGGUAAAGGUGUAUUUACAAAAUAUCAAUUGCAGUGAAAAUGAUGCUAUUAAACUAAUUCGCCCUCAUCCGCAAGUCCGAAAUAUUUCGGAGUUUGUGUUGGAUAACACGAUAAUCAGGUAA